CACAGGAAGCGGAAGUCUGAGACAGGAGGAGCUCUCCGUCUGACGGAGGAAGUGGACGGACUAUUGUUUAUGUUUUUACUGGAAAUCAACAAUAAAACACGCGAAAAUGUCUACGAUAUAGCGGCGAGCAGCAGGAUAAUUCGAAGCUGAACACAUUAUGCAUUUCUUUCAUUGAGUUGCUUUAUAUUUCGGUGGGAUUUGAGAAGGUUUUAAAGGGUUUUGUGUGUGUUGUGAAGGUGUAAGGCCAGUUCAUGACAUAAAUGAUCAAAUCUGAUUAAAAACUUACAGAGGAGCUUCAGUUACAGCAAACAGUGCCCGGCGGAGGUCAAACCCCAGUUCUCUCCACUCUCACUCCAGUCUAUUUGAGUUUUAUUGUUUUAAUCAAGGGUUUUCAGAGCUUUUAAGACCAUGUACGCACCCCCGGGAACUGCUGCGCCUGGAAACCGGAGGAGGAGAAGUGGAACGGCUCUACCCAAACAACCAGAGCGGAGUUUAGCAUCCGCGCUGCCCGGGGCGCUUUCCAUCACGGCACUCUGUACAGCCCUGGCAGAACCAGCCUGGCUCCGCGUCCAUGGAGGAACCUGCCCCAGACAGGAGCUCGGUGUCGCAGACGUCCUGGGAUAUAUAGAUGACAAACUCAUUGAGGAUUACUGUAUCAACUCUCAGUCCAUCCUGCUCUUGCGGGUCAUUGCUGCUUUCUGUUUCUUGGGCAUUCUGUGCAGCCUCACGGCAUUUCUGUUGGAUGUCUUUGGACCCAAACACCCAGCCCUCAAGAUCACACGCAGAUACGCUUUCGCUCACAUCCUCACAGUGCUCCAGUGCGCUACAGUGAUCGGCUUCUGCUACUGGGCCUCGGAACUGAUUCUGUCCCUGCAGCAGCAGCACAAGAAGUACCACGGCUCGCUCAUCUACGUCACUUUUGCCAUCAGCUUCUACCUGGUGGCCGGUGCAGGCGGAGCCUCCAUUUUAGCCACGGCGGCCAACCUGCUCCGUCAUUACCCCACCGAGGAGGAGGAGCAGGCCCUGGAGCUCCUCUCAGAGAUGGAGGAGAGCAGUGAAACAUACCCAGUUGACUACGACGUUGCCAACCAAUUCCAGCCUCCACCGGCCUACACACCCUGAUUGCCAACCGCCGUCGCCCCACAUGUUCUCUGCCCAAUGCCACACCUUUGGCCUUCAGAUAAAGCAACGAUGUUCAGAUUUUAGGUGCGCCAUCAAGAAUGAAUAUUUAUUCAGUAUUCCAGAUCGUGCAGAAUGCCCAUAUCCAUGCACGCAUUUAAAUGAGCGUUUUCCUUUGGCAGACAGAGCUUGCGUGCAUGGAAUAAAUCAAAGCGAAUAAUUAUGGCAUUGCUUGUAGAAUUCCAUUCGAAUUCAUCUUGCAGUAGUUUGCAUGAAUCUGGCAAUAAAAACCCACACAGAUUUAGAAAACUGAGUAUCUUUUUGGCACGCUUUAUUGUUGAUUAAAGACUUGAAGGGCAUCAUGCUUGUUGAAGAUGCAUUUACCGGCAGCCUCUUCGGCGUACUGUGGGGAAGUUUUUCCAAAGGCAUCUUUUUCUGUUUCAUCAAAGGUUUAUCAUGUUUUCCAUUUGAAAUGUUGAGCUGCACUUUCGACUUUUGUUCCUGUUUUUCAAUUGGUCACUUUCCUUUCAUUUUUUUAUCAUGCUAUCAAAAUAUCCUUUUAUUUAUUUUAAUUAAUUAGUCUACAGAUGCUGCCAUAUCUGCACACUUCCGGAUUCAUUUUUAAUCAGUUAUUGUAAUGUUACUUUAAUGCAAAUAUAGCUGCAAAUACCCAAGAUGGAUGGACAAAUUAUUUAUUAUAUAUUACCCGGUUGAAACAGACUCUCAAAGAAAAAAGAAAGCGGAUAUUUUAUGUACCUGCAAUUUGGAGGUUUUCAGGUUUGCCAACAUAACAUUGUGAGCGUGUUGUAUAUUAAUUGGAUUUGUUUUUUUAGUGAAAUUGUGUUUGCUGUAUUUUGAUAGUAAUAGUGUGAGCUAUGAACGAGUCUUAACACAUUCGAUCAUGAUUGUAUCCACGAUUCACUUGUCUAGCUUUUGCUCUGGUCUGAUUAUUUUUGAUAAAAUCACUGCAUGACAUUUGAUACUGCACAUGUGUUGCCUAAAUGGACUGUAAUUGUUCAGAUUUCACACAUGCUGUUCACUUUUGCAUACAGUUUUGGUUGUUUUUCUAGUAAUCUGGUGGUUUUGUGUUCUACUUAAUUUCACAUUUCCUUUCUGUGUUUCAUUUGAAAUACGUUUACUGACAUGGAAAAUAAAAAAAUGGAGCCCAAAUA
Molecule: messenger RNA, 2291 nt
Organism: Sinocyclocheilus grahami
Lineage: Eukaryota; Metazoa; Chordata; Actinopteri; Cypriniformes; Cyprinidae
Product: transmembrane protein 127
Exons: 5
Coding region: 409-1122 (237 amino acids)
Biological process (GO): negative regulation of cell population proliferation; negative regulation of TOR signaling
Cellular component (GO): membrane
Source: RefSeq, a predicted model, not a curated record